Molecule: messenger RNA, 1198 nt
Organism: Prosopis cineraria
Lineage: Eukaryota; Viridiplantae; Streptophyta; Magnoliopsida; Fabales; Fabaceae
Exons: 5
Coding region: 292-996 (234 amino acids)
Source: RefSeq, a predicted model, not a curated record
CACUCUCUGACUUUGCGGGUUUCAGGGGAAACGAUGUUGAAUUGUCUUGAAUUGGAGCCAGAAAUCGCCUGCGUCUAUUAAUGUUGCAGUUUUUACAUUUAGCAUCCCAAAAUUUACUCCAUUGCUGUUGAUCAUGGACCCCUUUUGUUUUUCGAAUUCAACCUGUUUGGUGCUAUGUCUCUGAUAAUGUAGGAUGUGAAAAUGACACUAAUCCUUCACUCUUCCCUCUAUUUCGUUCAAACCUCGUCUCCACCAAUCCUUCAGCAAACACAGUAAUCAUGGCUCUGCAGAAUGAUAAUGCAGGAAGAAGGGUGGCCCUUCGGAUUACUGCAUGGGAGGAUUGGGUUGGUACAAAAUGACAGUGAUUUCUCUGGAUCAAUACUCACUGCUUCUCCCACUUCGUUCACUCAUCCUUCUUCAGAUCUUGAAUCCCAGAAGGUCGACAGCGAAGGUUUGUGGGUGAGGGAGAAUGGUCGCCGACGAGUGAAGUGGGAGAUGAAGCACACGCCAUGGAGGAAGAGGGAUGAGAGAUGGGUACACGUGGACGACGCUGGUCAUCUUUUGUUAAACUUGAGCUUCGAUGGUCAACUGAUGGUGAAUUUAACGGCAAGGCAAAAAAGGACUUUUUUUUUUGAGUCCCCAGGAUCCUUGUUCCAUGAAAAGACCAUCACACUUGGAACCCUCAUUGGCGAUUCUAGCCUCCUGGAACUCUCACAGAGAUUAAACAGGGGAAGAACAGUGGUGGACCCUACAAAGGACAGCAAUAAGAAGAGUCAUAAGAUGAAGCCAUGGCUGCUCUCAUUGUGCUCGAAAAAAACCACUGAUGCAGUAAGUGUGAAGGAUGGUCCUUCUCUUGGUCACUACCUUGAAGCAGAGAGAAGAGCUGCAACUUCUUUCAGAUUCAACCAUUCUGUCUGUGCUUCUUCCCAUUUCUCCCCAAUUCAACGCUCAAACUCUCUAUCAUCACCAUGCAUUCUCAAACUUGAGAAUCCAUGAAAUUUAUCUCAAUUUUACUUUUCGUUUUAGUAUUUUCCUCCUUCCAACAGAAGAAUACUUCAUGAAAUUUAUGAACCCUCAAGUUAUCCUUCUAUCAUCUGUUUCAUUGGGUGGGACAAUGGUUAUGCAGAUAACCAAGUAAUUGCCUCUUGUUACUCUUUUCGUUUAACGUGAGAUUCAAUAUUUUAGCCAUCCAACAGUA